This is a messenger RNA of Ascochyta rabiei, 360 nucleotides long. RefSeq lists its product as uncharacterized. Lineage: Eukaryota; Fungi; Ascomycota; Dothideomycetes; Pleosporales; Didymellaceae. The record is from RefSeq and is a predicted model, not a curated record. The transcript is spliced from 2 exons. Gene Ontology annotation, biological process: 2-oxoglutarate metabolic process. Bases 1 to 360 code for a protein of 119 amino acids.
AUGAACGCAACCAAGAUCCUCCAGGCUGGCCGCCAGCCCAUGAUCCGCUUCUUGGGCAAGCGCACCACGCCUUCUCAGGUCGACCACACGCCCCAGGCCCACCCAGCCUCCCCAACUCACUCCCUCCCCGAGUCCUUCGCCAGCUACCGCCAGAAGGCACAGCAGCACGGCCCUCUGAACCAGUCCAGGGACUACUCCAGCGGUAUUGGCAGCACGCCUGGCUCGGCCCUUGGCCCUGUUGAGGCCGGCAACGGCCUCUUCUUCGACCGCUCUGAGCUUCCCACGCGCUUCCAGCGCCUAUCGUGGUCUCAGGCUGAGAUUGAUGCUAUCGAGUCUGGCGGUGCCAGCCAGUUCGCAUAG